AUGGCGCUCUUCCAAUACUCUGAGAGUUUCCUACUGGACAUCAUCUGCUCAACUUGGUCUCAUCUUUUGCAUGUCCAGCGAAACUUCACUCUUUCCUACAAUACCAGCAUCAUCGACGGAUAUCCCGGAUUCCUGGGUCUGACCAUGAUUCCAGCUGGUUUCGGCCUCUCCGAAAGGAGAGAGACCGAGGCCAGACGCUACAGUGCCACCAUGUCAAAAUCGUCCGUGCUUCAGGAACCGAAACAUGAGCUAGCGGCAAUGGAUGACGACCUUAUCGUAACGUCAAUGAGAGCAUCGUACUGUGUACUCCUCACUCUUCGAUCAGUAGCAGCCCUCCAGUUUGUGUAG
Molecule: messenger RNA, 348 nt
Organism: Plenodomus lingam JN3
Lineage: Eukaryota; Fungi; Ascomycota; Dothideomycetes; Pleosporales; Leptosphaeriaceae
Source: RefSeq, a predicted model, not a curated record